UGCGUUGUGUAGCUCUUUGAACGUUUUUAUAUAGCUAUAAUUAAUUGCACGUGUUAAAAUGUCGAGCUGUGCCGUUUGUAACACUCUGAAUAAAGUUAUGAAACGAUGCACUCGUUGCAGGAACGCAUUUUACUGUUCAAGAUCUUGCCAGAUAAAACAUUGGCCGGAACAUAAGAAUUUGUGUCAAGUAUUUUCCUCUGAUUCGUGUAAUAAUGUGGAAAAAAGUUCAAACAAUGACAAACUUCAAUUAAAAACUGAAAGCUUGUUAACUACUUGUGUUGAAACUUGUGGCAGAACUAUAUCUGUCCACUGUAAUCAUGCAAAACAUAAACUUUUCAUUCCUUCUACUUUGCAAGCCAAGAAAAUUAUUGAAUUAAUAUCCAAGACAGUCCAUAUACUUCCCUCUAAGAUCAAGCUAAUAGCAAAGGGUAUUGUUGUAACAGAGCAAACUGUAGAAGAUGUCUUGUUUGUUAAGAAAAUCAAAGUAAUUAUGGCUGUUGGUGAAGUUUCUGAGAAUGAGGAUGGUUUGCAUGCAGGAGACAUUGAGAUGAUCAUGGAGCAACUUUCUGUGUCGAGGAAUGUGGCGGUUAAAGGACUUCGUUUUAGUAAUGGAAAUCUUGUUGAUGCUAUUUUACACAUUGGAAACAAUCUUUAACUGCAUUGCUGGAAUAAUGUAUAUUAACGAUGCUGUAGUGUUUGUUUUUAUAUUUGUUGUUACUAAAUUUAAACUUUGUUAAUCAUUAUUUCUUUCGUUCAUUGCAACCUCUGUAUUUGUUGUCCCACUGUAAUCAUUCAUUCACAUGCACAACUCACUGUUAUUACUUAUUUAUAGAUAUUAGUGUGUAUUUGCUUCUAUGCAUGCCAACAGCAUGUUGAAUGUGUUUACUCACUUAAAACCAGGUACUUGCUUCUGUGCCACCUGAUUAAUGCAACUUCUAUUUAUUUGUGGGUGUGCCUUGUCAAGUACUUUAAACUGUCAAAUGUUCCAACCAUGGGUUAAUGUUUAACUCUUGUGUGUUUAACUUUCAUACCGGUACAUCUCUGAUAAAAAUAGAACAAAACAGACCUUUGAACAGAAGGUCGGGAUAUCUUUGCUUGUGUAGUAGUUGAGUAUUUUAAAACAAAAGAGGUUUAAGUACUUUUCUUAUCUUGUAUUUUUUUAUAGAUUUAAAUGCCCGUCGUU
Molecule: messenger RNA, 1183 nt
Organism: Ciona intestinalis (vase tunicate)
Lineage: Eukaryota; Metazoa; Chordata; Ascidiacea; Phlebobranchia; Cionidae
Source: RefSeq